AUGAUGUCUCCGGACGACCGAGUCCUUGAGGACCUGUUGUAUGGCAGCGACCUCGGUGACAAAACGGAGGAGUUGGAGCUGGGCGGUGUCCCUGCAGUGGGGGAGGCCGAGACUUCUGCUGCUGCUGCUGCUGUACCAACGGCUGUGUCCAUUCAGGAGCCAAUGCUUUGUGCUGGAUGUGGCGAGCAGGUGUGCGACCGCUUCUUUCUAUUGGCUGCGGGGAGGGUGUGGCACGGCGCCUGCCUCCGCUGCAGCCAGUGUCAGUGUGAGCUGCAGACUCAGCCUUCCCUCUAUUGGAGAGACGGGAACAUUUACUGCCAGCAGGACUACUGCAGACUUUUUGGAGGAGGUCAGUGUGCUCGCUGCUUCCAGCCAAUCCCACCCACCGAUUUGGUCAUGAGGUCCGGUGAGCUGACCUUCCAUCCUCACUGCUUCUCCUGCCAGGAAUGUGAUGUGAAAUUAAUGCCUGGGAACCUGUACUUCAUGCAGGGCCCAAACCUGUACUGUCAGUCUCAUUAUCAUGGCGAGGGAGGCAACCUGCCGCAGCUAGACCCCUCACAACUAAAUCUAAACGAAGAGACAGGUCAAAACCAGGUGUCAGGUGAGGGGGAGGAGUCUGUCAGCAGUCCAGAACCACGUCUGGACGACAAGGAGGCGAGUGGGCGAACCCGCAGGCGGACCAAACGCAUCAGGACGUGUUUCCGCAGCGAGCAGCUGAGAGCCCUGGAGACUUACUUUGCCCAGAAGCACAACCCUGAUGGCAAAGACUGGACCUGCCUUGCUCAUAAGACCGGCCUGCCCAAGAGAGUUCUGCAGGUGUGGUUUCAGAACGCUCGAGCCAAACUCAGGAGGACCCUUAACUCCGAGGACUCCCAGGUCAGUUCCCCUUCUGACCCCUCGAGAGCCGCUGCCAUGGCAACCACAUCUUCAACCCCCUCCUGCUCUCCAUCGGACCAGUCUUUCCCGACCAGCACCAUCGACCAGCUGCAGCUCUCCCAGAUCACUGCUCCAAUUUGUGAACCACUUGUGAGCCCAGUCCUCAAUCAGCCAGCAUAUCAGCUGCUGCAAAGCCCCACCUUCUUCCUGAACUACGAUUCCCAGAGUGCAACGGGGUGUAUCGCUUCUCUUGACCCCAUUGGGGACUUUGUGGAGGCAGCAGGCGGAGUAGAGAGGAGUAGUGAUAUUUUUGAAGCACAUUACAGCUAA
Messenger RNA from Nematolebias whitei (Rio pearlfish), 1206 nucleotides. RefSeq names its product LIM/homeobox protein Lhx9-like. The transcript is spliced from 6 exons. NCBI's taxonomy places the organism in Eukaryota, Metazoa, Chordata, Actinopteri, Cyprinodontiformes, Rivulidae. The coding region runs from base 1 to 1206 and encodes 401 amino acids. Gene Ontology annotation, biological process: neuron differentiation; regulation of transcription by RNA polymerase II. Gene Ontology annotation, cellular component: nucleus. Gene Ontology annotation, molecular function: DNA-binding transcription factor activity, RNA polymerase II-specific; RNA polymerase II transcription regulatory region sequence-specific DNA binding. The record is from RefSeq and is a predicted model, not a curated record.